AUGCCCUUCGACUUUCUGAAACGGUACAUAGAGAGAAGAGUCAAAUCCAACAAACACCCGGCUUCCAAUGUCCACCAAAAGAAGCUCUACCCCUGUCAAUCUUCCAUCAACUCCCAGUCCCAAAGUAUAUUCUUUACCCUUCCCCCAGAAAUCCGAAUCAUUAUCUACGAGCUCCUUUUCGGAAACCGUUCCCUGCACUACCAGUGUGACUGGGUGGAAGAAACGAGAAAUUGGGUUAUCUAUUCAUACACCGAAAGCCUACCAAUUCUCUACGGCAGCAAUGAGUUCCGCUUCAAACACCAGAAAGAUACAUGCAACACUUUUCCCGCCCAGAUCCCCUCCCUGGGUCUGCCUGCUAUCCGACGUCUAACCUUCUGGUGGAGCCUGGAAACGGAUAUCCAACCACAUAUGUCACGCCACAACAAAGCAAAAUACGACUCCCUAUGGAACGCUCCAGGGACGACAUUCUCCCUAUCUCAUAUCCGGAUUUAUAUUGAUUGUCCGAGCUUGAGAUCUUUGGCUAAAAUGCCAAAAGGAGUCUCCGAGAAUGCUAAAAACAGUUACAUCCAACAUGCGUGGUUAGAUGGUAUUGAAGCGAUGGUUGAGGCGAAUGAGGACCUAGAGGUGUUUGAAGUUCACUUCUACACCGGAGUGUAUCAGGUUUUGAAAGAGAAAGUGAAACCAUGGUUGGGGGAGAUGGAAAAUAAAAGAAAGGUGCAGAAUAGCGCUGUCAAAUAUAAAGCGUAUAAGUGCCGGACUACGACUAUCAAGAGGCAGGCCUGUUUUGGUACUGGGGCAGGUGGUGGAUAUGAUACUGAUAUCUCGGACGGGAGCUCGCAUAUAGGUUUAGAACAUCCGAUGACAAUACCUAACGCCUUCUGGAUGAGGAAGAUCAAGGAACAGAUCAACAGCGGCUAG
Messenger RNA from Penicillium odoratum, 918 nucleotides. RefSeq lists its product as uncharacterized. The coding region runs from base 1 to 918 and encodes 305 amino acids. The record is from RefSeq and is a predicted model, not a curated record. The transcript is spliced from 3 exons. Lineage: Eukaryota; Fungi; Ascomycota; Eurotiomycetes; Eurotiales; Aspergillaceae.